This is a messenger RNA of Silurus meridionalis, 661 nucleotides long. Its product is annotated as kinetochore protein Nuf2-like. The record is from RefSeq and is a predicted model, not a curated record. The transcript has 2 exons. Bases 95 to 661 code for a protein of 188 amino acids. NCBI's taxonomy places the organism in Eukaryota, Metazoa, Chordata, Actinopteri, Siluriformes, Siluridae.
UGUAUUUUUGGUGCAUUCAGGCCCUGUCUGUGACCUGGAUGGAGAACCAGCUCUGGUCCAACCCACAGAGGUUCAUCAGAACCAGGAUUCUGGGAUGAAGGAGAAGGAGAGGUUUCUGGGGCUGAAGGACAGUGUGAAGGAGAAGCCGGAGGACAUUCUAAAGAAACUGGAGCACAGUGUGAAAGAGAAACUGGAGCCCAGUGUGAAGAAGCUGGAGGACAAUGUGAAGAAAAAGAAGCUCAAAUAUUGUGUGCAGGAGAAUAAGGUGCACAGACUGAAUGAGCUGAGGGAUAGUUUGAAGAACGUGGAGGAUAGGUUAAAGAACCUGAAAGAUAGUACGAAGAACCAGGAGGACCGUGCGAAGGAGAAGCUAAAGGACAGUGUGAAGAAGAAGCUGGUGCACAAUUUCAAGUGGAUAGAGGAAAAUGUGAAUGUGCUGAAGCACUGUUUAAAAGAGGAUUUGAAGUUGAUGGAGGACAGUCUGGAGGAGGGGAAUGAGAGUAUGAUGAUGAUGGACAACAUUAUGAUAGAGAAGCUGGGGAAGUUUCAGGACAGUGUGGAGGAUAAAAAGAAGGACCUAUAUAAGGAGGAGAUGGAGCUACUUGUUGUUCUACUCAAGGGCUGUGAAGUAAAAAUAAACGUAUGUGAGAUACACAUCUGA